AUGAAACUCGUACGGUAAGAAUUUUAUAAAAAUCAUCUUUAGUCUUAUGCUUCAAUGCAAGGUGAAAAAUAUGGGUUUGAGUCGCUGGAUUGAUUUAGAUUUGGAGUGCGAGCUUGUUCGCUGGAUUCUGAAGUGGGAAGCAGUUAGUUGAUAUGAUUGAGAGAUGCAGAAGCGACUAGCUAAGUUAUUGUUUGUGUUUAUAUAAUGAACUGGCUUUCAACCGCGAAAAUAACAUAUAACACAUUAAUUGUACAACUGUCGUUGAACUAGCUGGUGACUUUCUAUGCGACACUGUUAUUUGCUAGCCACUGAUACGCUAACUUACUAUUAACGUUAGCUAGCUAAGUUAGUAAACCACAGUGCAUGCAGGGCCCUGUGUGGUUUCCCUCCAAGCAAUAGUUCAAAACAAUGUUGUGCUCUUGUUUAGACUUCUGGUUGGUGUUUCUCUCGCGUUUGUUUUGAACAUUGCACACACCAAACUAAGUAGCUACUUACCAAUUGCUGUAUUCCGCAACGAGCCAUUGUUUAGACAGAUGGCUCGUUGCGGGAGCUUCCGUAGCCUGGCGUCCUUGAUCAACUAAAUCUAAACCACUCGGUUUCACCAAAAUACAUACGAUUCGUCGGGUUGAAUGUGUCCUUAGUUAUCAAAUACGCGUGUUAAACACGUUUUUAUCCAGGGUCUCCCAUUUUCUGCCUGUAGACGCGGGAGAUAACUUGGUACCCAAAUGCGUGGUCUAGAAUGGACUACAAUGGUAGCCCACAGGCGGAAAUAGGAGACCCUGGAUAAAAACGUGUUUCUAAACGAUUUUCUGUCUAAACAAUGACAACCACCCACCUCAUUGUCUAAGGAAAUGGUCUGUGUCGAGGUUGUUUACAGUGCCUGGAAGACCAAGCUGGUAAGAGAGAUUCACAACUUCAUAAACAGCAUGUCUUAUAACACUGCCUCUAAUCAUAACCAUACCGUUUUCUCCUCCUGUAGUUUUUUGAUGAAACUCAGCCAUGAGACUGUGACCAUUGAGCUGAAGAAUGGAACCCAGGUCCAUGGGACUAUCACAGGUUUGAACCGUGCCCCCUCCCCCCCCCCCCCCCUCACGUCUGACAGAACAAUGGCUACACCUCCAACUUAGGACUAUUGAGAUGUAAACUAGGACAAAGUCCAGUUUAGGGUGCUGUAGCUGCUCAGUCCAAACACGUUUACUAUUGUAGCCUGUUGUCCCAAGUGAUGUUUUUUAGUAGGAAACUCUCCACAGUUAGAUUGAAGUUGGAGCUCUUUGUCAGAUACCUAUUAGUAGGGUAUAUGUGAAUGAGCGUGCAUGGUCUGCUAUAGUAUUACCUUAACAUUUAACAAUGGUCGUUAACUGUGUGUCCCAGGUGUGGACGUGAGUAUGAACACUCACCUGAAGGCGGUGAAGAUGACUCUGAAGAACCGCGAGCCCACCCAGCUGGAGAGCCUCAGUAUCCGUGGCAACAACAUCAGAUACUUCAUCCUGCCGGACAGUCUGCCACUGGACACCCUUGCUGGUCGACAUAGAACCCAAGGUCAAGUCCAAGAAGAGAGAGGCUGGUGAGUUCACAAGGAGGGGAUGGGGGUUAGAGGUCAACAUGGAACCCAAGGUCAAGUCGAAUAGGAGGGGGGGGGAGGGGGGCUGGUUAGUACACAAGGAGGAGAAAGGAAGUGUUGUGAGGCUGGUCAACAUAUCAGUGUAAUAUCCAAGGUUCCCGUCCUCGCUUCCCUCUGACGUUCUGAGGCGGCGAUCAGAGGGGACGCUAGGAAUCGAGGAAUUAUUUUAAAGAUUCAACCUAAGUUAGUUCACUCCUGGUCCUGGAGGGUUACAGGGUGUAGACCAGGGCUCUCCAACCCUGUUCCUGUCGGUUUUCACUUCAACCCCAAUUGUAACUAACCUGAUUCAUUUUAUAAACCUGCUAGAUUAGGGUUGGAUCGAAAACCUACAGGAUGGUACACUACAUGACCAAAAGUAUGUGGACACUUGCUCGUCGAACACCUCAUUCCAAAAUCAUGGGCAUUAAUAUGGAGUUCGUCCCCCUUUUGCUGCCAUAACAGCCUCCACUUUUCUGGGAAGGCUUUCCACUAGAUGUUGGAACAUUGCUGCGGGGACAUGCUUCCAUUCAGCCACAACAGCAUUAGUGAGGUUGGGCGAUUAGGCCUGGCUAGUCCACUCAGACAGGCGUCAUGUAGGCUACACCAUGAAAAUGAUAUAUUUAUUUGCGACUGCUCGACUAAAAUAAUCUUGGGUCAGCCCUACAUCUAAUGCCUGCCUUCUGAUGAUGCCAUGACUGAGUUCUCGCCUUCGAAGAUUUGCUUCAUUAAACCUAAAUUAAAACUAGCAAUUCCGCCUAAUAAAUUGAUGAGGCAAAUGCUGUUCCGUAAGAGACAGCUCCCAACAAUGACAAACAAAACCCACGGACAGGAGUGGGAGAGUCGAAACGUUUGUGAUGCAUAACUAAUCUCUAAUCAUCUCUCUUCCCUCUCUCCUCCCUCCAUCUCUCUCCAGUGGCUGGGCGUGGAAGGGGCAGAGGAAGAGGGCGCGGAAGGGGGAGGGGCCGAGGCAGGGGAGGGCCCAGGAGAUGAUCGCCAUGAUGACGCAGCUGUCAGUCAUGUCCUACUGUUUGUACAGCAACGUUGUUUUUGUCACCUUUUUUCUUAUUUUUGGAGGAAACGUUUGUGA
Molecule: messenger RNA, 2687 nt
Organism: Coregonus sp. 'balchen'
Lineage: Eukaryota; Metazoa; Chordata; Actinopteri; Salmoniformes; Salmonidae
Source: the annotation of a GenBank genome assembly